Messenger RNA from Thamnophis elegans (Western terrestrial garter snake), 1660 nucleotides. Its product is annotated as caspase-1-like. Gene Ontology annotation, biological process: proteolysis; regulation of apoptotic process. Gene Ontology annotation, molecular function: cysteine-type endopeptidase activity. The transcript is spliced from 9 exons. Bases 123 to 1283 code for a protein of 386 amino acids. The record is from RefSeq and is a predicted model, not a curated record. NCBI's taxonomy places the organism in Eukaryota, Metazoa, Chordata, Lepidosauria, Squamata, Natricidae.
UCAAUUCUUGGGCGGGAAAGGAAACAAUGGGUGCGAUUUCUUUCACUUUCACAAUUGCCCAAAGCUGGAACUGCUGCUGUCUUUUGAGCUUUUUCCUUCCCGGCGGCAUUAGCUGAGGGAUCAUGGCAGACAAGAAGUUGGGAGAAGUGCGCACCGAAUUUAUAAAGCGUGUUAACAAAACCAUCAUCAAGCAACUCUUGGAUGAGCUGCUCUGUGUGGGAAUCAUGAGUGAUGAAGAGGUGGAAGAAGUGAAUGUGACAGAUAAGACACAGGAUCAAGCAAGAAUUUUGAUCGAUAAUGUGAGGAAGAAGGGGCCUGAAGCUAGCCGCCGCUUUAUUGUCUUCCUCCUGGACCGAAAUGCUUUCUUAGCUGAACAAUUGGAUCUCCAAGCUUUCACUGCUGUUGGCCAGUCAACAGAAGUUAAAAUCUCAGUGGAAGAGGAAUCUAAAAAUGGGAUCAAGCUUUGUCCUCAGAAUCUAUUUCAGCAAAUACAGACUAGUGAAGGCACUGAGAUCUACCCCAUCAAUGAUCCCAAGACUCGUACGCGCCUGGCCUUGAUAAUCUGCAAUAUCAAAUUCAAUCACUUGGCUUAUAGGCAGGGGGCUGAAGUAGACUUGGAACAGAUGAAGCUUCUCCUAGAAGAUCUGGGAUACAAUGUGAAAAUAGAGCGCAAUUUGAGCUCAGAGGAUAUCACCACUUGCUUGAAGAAUUUUGCAGCUCGAGAAGAGCACAAGGCUUCAGAUGGGAUGUUUGUGGUACUGAUGUCUCAUGGCCUCCAGGACGUCAUUUGUGGAGUCCAUUCAAAAGGCGAACACUCUGACAUAUUCUCCAUCCAUACUGUCUUCUCCAUCUUCAACAACAAAAAUUGCCAAGCUUUGAGGCGAAAGCCCAAGGUGGUCAUUAUUCAAGCAUGUCGUGGGGAGCAACGAGGGUACAUGGUGGAAAACGUGGAAGACUCAGCUGCAUCUGCUGGUGCCUCUCUCCAGUCUGAUUCACACAUCACCAUGCAAUUGCAAACUGAUGCCAUUAAGAAAGUACAUGUGGAGAGUGACUUCAUCUGCCUAUAUUCCACCACCCCUGAUCAUGUAUCCUGGAGACACCCUGAAACCGGAUCACUCUUUAUCAAGCAACUAAUAGAUACUAUCAAGAAACAUGCCUGGGAUUGCAAUUUGGAAGAGGUGUUCCGGAAGGUGUUGCAGCAUUUUGCAAACAACCCAUGUCAGAUGCCCUCAAAGGACAGAACCACCUUGACCAAAAAGUUCUACCUCUUCCCGGGACACUGAAGCCAGGUGAAGGAGAAACUACUGGGCCCAAAAGCAGAUAAUUUUCAGAUAUAUGGAAGAAACAUGGAUUGACCACACCUUGUCCUUUCUCCACCUUAUUCCUCAUUGUAGAUUUCCAACCCAUUUUUGGAAUUUAAUGUGAUUUGUGUCUAAAUCUUAUACAGUGUAAUUAGUAUUUGUUUUCCACAGCAAAAAUGUUUAACUGUGAUGUUUAAGAUGGAAAUAAGAGUCAAAACUCAUUCGUAAUGGUUCCUCCCCUCUCCCCCCAAAGGUAAAGAACAAUUAAUACAGAAGUUAAAGACUUUUUUUAACGAUUUUUUUAUUUUUAGACAAACAAACACAAACAAACAAACAUAAAACCAUCUUCCAGUUACAUA